This is a messenger RNA of Brassica oleracea var. oleracea, 1135 nucleotides long. RefSeq lists its product as uncharacterized. The record is from RefSeq and is a predicted model, not a curated record. Lineage: Eukaryota; Viridiplantae; Streptophyta; Magnoliopsida; Brassicales; Brassicaceae. The coding region runs from base 53 to 1051 and encodes 332 amino acids. The transcript has 2 exons.
CAAAAUACUCUUUUUUUUCCUCAAGAGGUUAGCAUCUUGAAGAACAAGAAACAUGUCACGAGUCCUAGUGAUUUUCAUUGUUCUUGUCUCUGUUUCCGCGGUUUCAGCAGCGAAGAAAGGUGCUUAUGAUGCAGCUUCAACGAACUACAAGGUGUUGUCUCCACUUGGAUCGGGCCAAGAGCGAGUUCGAUGCUUGGCCAGAGGAUACUGUAACGAUAAGAUCCUCACUUGUCCCAAGGAAUGCCCCCAAAGGAAACCUCAGAUGAACAAGAAGGAAAAAGCCUGUUUCAUCGAUUGUAGCAGCAAAUGUGAAGUCACAUGCAAAUGGAGGAUAGCAAACUGCAAUGGAUAUGGUUCUUUAUGUUACGAUCCAAGAUUUGUAGGAGGAGACGGAACGAUGUUCUACUUCCACGGAAACAAAGACGGGAACUUCGCCAUCGUCUCUGACGAGAAUCUUCAAAUCAAUGCACAUUUUAUCGGUACAAGACCUGCUGGUAGAACCAGAGACUUCACAUGGGUUCAAGCCUUCUCAGUCAUGUUCGAUACUCACAACCUAGUCAUCGCUUCCAAGAAGGUUUCCUCUUGGGACGACUCUGUAGACUCUCUUGUCGUGAGAUGGAACGGGGAAGAAGUUGAAGUUCCGACAGGAGGUGAAGCAGAGUGGAGAAUCAAUCUUGAAGAAAGGGAAGUUGUUGUUGAGAGAACAGAUGUGAGGAAUAACGUGAGAGUCACGGUAUCUGGGAUUGUUCAGAUGGAUAUUAAGGUUAGACCAAUAGGGAAAGAGGAAGACAGAGUUCAUAACUAUCAGUUGCCUGAAGGUGAUGUCUUUGCUCAUCUUGAGACUCGGUUCAAGUUCUUUAGCUUGAGUGAUCUCGUUGAGGGUGUUUUGGGAAAAACAUAUCGGCCUGGAUACGUUAGUCCGGUUAAGAUUGGAGUCCCUAUGCCAAUGAUGGGUGGAGAAGACAAGUAUCAGACUCCUUCUCUGUUCUCACCUCUCUGUAAUGUCUGCAGGUUCCAAGGCAAACCUGGUCCUGGUGUGGCUAAGUACUAAAUGUUCAAAGAUCUGUUUGUUUUUUGUUAAUCGAAAUGUGUUUACAUUGUAGUGUUUAAGCAUCGUUAAAUCGAGAUGUUCUGU